UAGAUGCAUAACGAACCGGGAUAUGACAAGCGAGCCACACCAAGACGCAUACAUUUUAUCGGACCGAAACCGAUUUCCUGCCUAUCCAAACCGGGUUAUUCACGUACCGGUUUCGACCCGGUUCAGCCUCUUCUGUUGACUUUCCGGAAGCAGAAUCCUAAAAUUAAAAAACAGACGUUAGAAGCGAUGGAGAUCGGAGAGAUAGAGACGGCGAAGAAGAGAUGCGAAUCAGUCAUAAGAACAAUCAACCACCUUCCUUUAUCAACUUCCAUAACCGCUUCGUGUCGCAGCACACUCCUCAAGCUCGCUUCCUCCGAGCUCUCCUUCCUCUCAUCCCUCGCCACCGACCCUUCUCCCCCACACCCUCUCAGUGUCAACAUCGGCCACAUCGAGUCAGUCCUAUGGAUCCUACGCCGUCCUUCAAUCACCGCCGUUUCGCGCGUCUGCAAACCGAUUCCUCUUCCGAACACCAACAGCGUCCACGUCGAUCUCGUGUGUACUCUCGGAAAGGCUCCGGCUUGGAUCAUCGUCUCCGAUAGAAACUCUAAUUACAUCUCAUGGAGCGAUAACCGCCACGGAAGCAAGGGGUUAAAGUCGAGAAUCGAAACGAUCCUCGCCGCUGCGAACUCCACAACGACGUUGAAACCUUCUUCAUUGAUUCUCUUCUUCGCAAACGGCUUGCCUUUACCGGUUUACGAGAAGUUAAAAGACCGAUUCGGAGCUGAAGACUUCAACUUUGGCUCUGAUUCGGAUUUUGAUUGCGAGGAGACAUUAGAGGGAGGAGAAUGGGUUAAUGUGGUUCGGACCAGGUCGUAUGAAGACGCUGUUUCUGUCGAGAUCAAGCUCAUAGAUGGUCACGAUUCUCUUGCGUUUGAUGAGCAUGUUGUAGCUGAAGCAGAGGUUGCAGAGCUUAGCGAGAAAGAUGCUUUCUCGUCAGUGCUCUCUUCCAUGAGAUUGAAAGGUGAAGACUUUCUUGUGAAUUUCGACACGACAGCUCUUGUUGCUCUCGUUUCUGGAAUCGCUAACGGAUGUGCAGAGAGGAUCUUGGAGAUGUCUGAGGUUGUGUUAGAGGAAAAGUUCAAAGGGAAUACUGUUUUCGUGAUUGCUCAGGCGAGAUCUGAAGUUGAGUACUCAGUUCUUGUCAGAAUGGGAGGUGUGCUGUCAGGGAAGCGAGGGAUUGUGUGCAAGAGUGUUGUUUCAGAGUUCGAGGAGUUAGUAUCAAUGUAUGCUGGUCCCAAUGAGAAGCAAAGAGCUGAGCAGUUGUUGAAGAGCCUAAUGGUGGUGAAUGACAAUCCUACAGAGCGUGUGGUGGGACUCCCAACAACGAGGAAGUUAGCAAUGAAGAACAAGAUUGUGUUUGGGACAGGUGAUAGAUGGGGAGCACCUACGUUGACUGCAAACAUGGGGUUUGUCAGAGCCGUAGCUCAGUCAGGCAUGUCUCUCUCCACCAUAGAACAUAGCCCUCGUGCUCUCACUGGUGAUUAGCCAAAGUUCAACUUCUACUUAUUCUGUAACUACUUUAAGUUCUAAAGACCAAUCCUUGUAUUAGGGAAACAAAACAAAAACAGAACCUAGCAUUUUACUUCUAUCUGGUGUAGAUGUCGUUUAGUUGUGGACCAAGUAUCAUUUCUCGGAAGCAAAGAGACCUUAUCAAG
Molecule: messenger RNA, 1655 nt
Organism: Brassica napus (rape)
Lineage: Eukaryota; Viridiplantae; Streptophyta; Magnoliopsida; Brassicales; Brassicaceae
Product: UPF0415 protein C7orf25 homolog
Exons: 2
Coding region: 4-1485 (493 amino acids)
Source: RefSeq, a predicted model, not a curated record